AUGCGUUGUGUUUCCGAUCUCACCGCGGACAAGCUCUCCCCUCGCGCCAUUCCCUGUGUCUUCCUUGGCUUUCCUCCUGACGCGCCUGGCUGGCAGUUUUACGACCCCGCCUCGCGCCGUGUCUUUGCGUCUCAGGACGUCACCUUUGACGAGUCAGUCCCCUUUUACCGUCUCUUUCCCUACCAUACUGCCCCUCUUCCCCCCCCGCUGCUCUUUCUCGCUCCAGGUCCUCCCCAGGUAGACCCCCUCCCCGCUCCAGGUCCUGCUCCUUCAGGUGUUUCUCAGGUAGACCCUCCGGUGCUUGCGCCUGUUGAGGUCACUGGUGACUCAGGUCCUCUUGGGGUUGGUCCUGCUCGGAGUGCUAUCUCUAGGGGUGCUGAGCCUGGGGGUGCGGAGUCUGGGGGUGCUGAGCCUGAGCGUGAGGAGCCUGAGGGUGCUGAGCCUGGAGGUGCUGAGCCUGAGCGUGAGGAGACUGGAGGUACUGCGCCUGGGGGUGCUGCGUCUGGGGGUGCUGAGCCUGAGCGCGCUGAGUCUGGGGGUACUGCGCCUGAGGGUACUGAGUCUCCUUGGAGUGGCCGCCUUCGUCCGCGUGCGCCUCUCUCCCCACAGCAGCUGCACGAGUGGUACGCUCGCCGUCGGGGUCACGCUGCUGGAGCUCGGGGCGCUGCCGAUGGAGGUGCUUCUGCUGUCGUCGCUGGAGCUGGGAGUGGUGCUGGUACUUUGUCUACUGGAGGUGCUGGAGUCGCUAGUUCCGGAGGUGCUCGUACUGGAGGUACUGGAGCUGCUGGGGCUGGAGGUGCUGCGUCUGGGGGUGCUGCUGCUGGAAAGACUGAGGCUGGAGACCCUGGGACUGGAGGUGCCGAAACUGAGGGUGCUGCUGCUGGAGACACUGAGGCUGGAGACCCUGGGACUGGAGGUGCCGGUUUUGGUGUAAGGGCCUAA
Molecule: messenger RNA, 942 nt
Organism: Closterium sp. Yama58-4
Lineage: Eukaryota; Viridiplantae; Streptophyta; Zygnematophyceae; Desmidiales; Closteriaceae
Source: the annotation of a GenBank genome assembly